This is a messenger RNA of Lepisosteus oculatus (spotted gar), 3126 nucleotides long. It is a transcript of the gene kbtbd13a, whose product is annotated as kelch repeat and BTB domain containing 13a. Gene Ontology annotation, molecular function: protein binding. The record is from RefSeq and is a predicted model, not a curated record. NCBI's taxonomy places the organism in Eukaryota, Metazoa, Chordata, Actinopteri, Semionotiformes, Lepisosteidae.
ACACUUGGGACUGGACAGAUUUGAAUCCCUGGGAAAUGUCCGGGAGCGAAAAUUAAGGUUUUCAUUUUUCUAAUCCUGCACAGGUACAUUUUUAAAGGGGUUAUUUAUCCAUUCUUGACAGGGAAAAGAAAACUAAAUCUCUGUUAAGUAUAAUGAAGCUCUCAGGCGGCUGCUGGCUUGUCUGAAAGGGAAACUGAGACGUCGAGUCUAGGCGCAGAAGAGCACUGAUGGCCAGCGUGCAUGUGAGAGUGGAACAGAGUCGGUUUACUGUUGACAAGGCCUUGCUUACACAAAACUGUGAGUAUUUCCGAGCGCUUUUCGAGUCAGGGAUGAGAGAAUGCCAGCAGGAGGAAAUUUACUUAGGAGGACUAAGCACUACAGGAUUCAAAAUCACACUUGAGGUUCUGGCAGGUGGCCGGCCCAUACUGGACUGCGAUGAGAUAGUGGAGGCUAUAGAAUGCGCUGCUUUCUUGCAAGUGGAAAAGCUUGCCAAGCAUCUUGUUGAUAUAAUAAAUUCUAGCAACUGUCUUGUCAUGUACCAUGCUGCAGCCACUUACGGCCUGCUGGGCCUGUACCACAGCUCAGCUCUGUUCAUCAGAGACAUGUAUUCCGAAUUCCAGGACGACCUGGGCUGUCUGCCCCAAGAGCUUGUCGACUACAUCAAGUCCCUCAUCCCCAGCAGGUUCGUCGGCGUGGCCAGCCACUCCCCCAGCCUCGAACUUCUCCAAGACCCGUCUCGCACAAUCUGCUAUCUGGACGAAGAAGAGAGGAGAUGGAAAAAGCUGACCCAUUUACCGGUGGAGGCGAGCACCUCCAUGUCGGGUGUCGCUGUCUUGGAUAACAAACUGUACAUCGUCGGAGGUGUGCGCGGUGUCAAUAAGGAGGUGGUGGAGCUUUGCUUCUGCUACGACGCAGAAAAUGAUUCCUGGAACAGGCUUCCUAGCCCCCAGCAACUACGCUACAGCCUGACGCUGAUAGGUCACGAGGAUCACCUCUACGCCAUUGGAGGGGAGCACGAGAGAACAAUCAUGUCAUCGGUGGAGAAGUACCAGGUGUCAGCAGGCACCUGGUCCUUCACCUCCCAGCUGCCGCGCCCAGCUGCUGGCGCGGCCUGUGCCAAGGCCAUGAGCAGGAUAUUCGUGUGCCUGUGGAAGCCGAUGGACACUACGGACAUCUAUGAGUACGAUCCCAGCUCAGAGCAGUGGAUCCUCAUCACCACACUGAUAAGGCAGCAGAGCUACGGCCACUGCAUGGUGGCCCACCGGGACAACCUGUACGUGAUGCGGAACGGACCCUCGGACGAUUUCUUGAGAUGCAUGAUAGACCGUUUCAACAUCACAACGGGACAGUGGACGGCUCUGGCCGGGCAGUAUGUCAACAGUAAAGGGGCCCUUUUCACUGCGGCGGUGAGGGGGGAUUCCGUGUUCACUGUGAACCGCAUGUUGACCUUGGUUUAUUCGAUAGAGCAGACCAAGUGGAAGCCAAAGAAAGAGAUGCAAGGAUUCCCAAGAAGUGGCUCCAUGCAGACAUUUCUACUGAGGCUGCCAAGGUCAAGCCAGAAGCUUACCAGUAUCUUGGGAGACAGCGACCAAGACUUGGAUCUGAACAAGAGCAGUGCUGAACCAUAAUUGCACAAUGCUGCUGCCUUAAGCAUGGUUAUGUAGGUUAGUUAAAAUGUAUAGAAUUUCUUAGCAGUUUUAACACUGGUGCAGUAUUAAUUUAAAUAAUGUGAUCUUAGUAUGUUAGUCAUUUUCUGUGUAUUCCAUAUUUAAAAUAGCUCAUGCUGGAAGGGGGCAAAUACUUUCUCCUCUCACUAUAUACACAAGAACAGAAAAGUAAACUGGAGCACUUUCAAAAUAAGCAUCACAAGAUUCAUGAACUCUAUUCACUUUAAUGGCAUUAGGCUUUCCUGCUGACCACAGUAAUAAUACUGUCAUACUAUUUCUUAAUGUUUAAAAACACAGUAAAUCAGGAUAACAGACCCCAUUCCCCUGGACUGGUGGAUAUGUCCACCAUGUACUCUGAUGGUUUGUACAAGUUCUUCCAUUCGCAGUGCUCAGACACUCAGAGCACUUUUUUUUCCUUGGAAAACCUCAAGAUCUGUGAUCACACUAACUGCUGUGAACGUAUUUUUUAUGUGCUUGCUCAUUUCUGUGAUUUGAUAAACAUCACUGCUUGUUUUCCAUGGACACCGAAACAAAUGUACUAAACACUUGGAAAAAUAUGUCUUUAAAAGGUCUUUCCUGUUCCGAGAAUAAAAACAGGUCACUUCUAAACCUCAGAGUCCCCAGGGUCAGCAUGCCAGAGAAAUGUAGAUCUGAUACUGUAGGCAGGGCGUCGGAUACAGGAGCGUGGUAAAUAAACACCAAAAACAUUUCCACAGGCCUGGACACAGAUCAUUUUUCACAGGGUUAAAAGUACAAAACAUCUGCCUUACUAUAUUAGGAUAAAAAGUACAGAAAGAAAGGUCAGUGCUGAGGUUACUCCUUUUUUGCUUCCAAGAUUAUCUAAAAUGAGAAAGAAACUUCAAACAGGAGAUGUGUGGUCUUGAGCUGCACAGGUCGCAGUUCUAGUGAGCAGUUGGUGUUCCUGUUCGUACCAUUUGAAAGACAAAGGAGGUAGUUGUAGUUCUUUAAGUUCAAAGUGUAGGGUCACGCUGUAAUCUGGAAGGGGAAGAAAACACGAUGAAGUCCUGCCGUGUUUUCAUCUUGAUCCCAAGCCCAGGCAUUUUAAUUGGCAGUUACUGAAACCAUAAGAAUCCCCUCCAUUCAGCCAUUAGGAGUUACUGUACUGUAUACUGUAAAUUGCUUUCAGGUAAAAUGCAAAAGAAUGUGAUUUUAAUCAAGUACAGGUUUUUCACUUCACUUCUCAGAUAUUCAAUCGUAGCAAUGCUGCCAAUAAAUUCCUCUCUCCGGGAUAAACCACGCUGGAGACGUCCCCUGCAACACUAAUAUGGGUUUUAUUAAUUGAAGGUUGAUAAAAGAAAAGCCAUCACAAAUUUUAUCAUCCUCAUACAUACCUAGUCUAUCAUCGCAAGAUAAGAAUCUCUAACAGAUGCCAAGUUCAUUCCUCCUUUUGAUGUCCCUUGUCACUCUGACAAUUAAAUAAAACUUGGUUUGGUUCCCA